UUCGAAGCUCGAGCCAAGACCCACCUCCUCUGUAACCCAAAAGUCUCCCGCGAAGCAAAACAGUCCAUUUUUAGCACACAACUCCGAUCACCGUCGUCCACGGUCUAAUUCAACGGUCACUAUCCACCGUCUCUGCCUAUGAGUACUCCAGCAGUCCCGGGGGGGCCUGGCUUGUUUACUGGAUUCACGAAGCUAUGCAAGGGCUUAGCUGUGGUGCUGGUUGGCGGGCAUAUCUUGGUUCAGGUUUUUCCUGCGGUUGUUAGUUAUCUCGCUCUUAUUCCAGCCAGGACUAUUCCUUUUGCUUGGAAUCUCAUAACUGCUGGUUAUGUUGAACAGACAGUAUAUGGGGUUAUUGUCAGCACAGUUGGUCUCCUUUUUGUUGGGAAGCUGCUUGAACCCAUCUGGGGCUCUAGAGAAUUUUUGAAAUUCAUCUUUGUAGUCAAUUUUAUAACUUCUUUAUGUGUCUUUAUCACAGCAAUUGCCCUAUACUAUAUUACACAGGAGGAAAGUUAUCUUUAUCUGCCUGUAUCUGGUUUCUAUGGGAUUCUAGCUGGGUUCUUGGUUGGAAUCAAACAAAUCAUACCUGAUCAAGAGUUGCCAUUAUUGAAACUGAGAACUAAGUGGUUGCCAUCUCUAGCUGUAUUAGUAUCCAUUGCUGUAAGCUGUUGGACAACAGGGGCAGCAACGUAUCUUCCAACAAUAAUAUUUGGAACAUACAUCAGCUGGAUUUAUCUGAGAUACUGGCAGAGGAAACCUGAAACAAAACUGAAAGGCGAUCCAAGUGAUGAUUUUGCAUUCUCUUCAUUCUUCCCUGAGCUCCUACGGCCAGUCAUUGAUCCAGUUUCAUCAAUAUUUCAUCGUCUGCUUUGUGGAAGAUCUGAAUCCUCUAACGAUUCCGAGGACUAUACUGCUGCAGGUGCCCCGCUGCCCGGUUCAGACCCCAUUGAGGCAUCUCGACGGAGAGAAAGGGGAGCUAGAGCUUUGGAAGAAAGACUGGCAGCUGAGAGAUUGGCUGCAGCCAGAAGUGGCCAAGAGUCGGGAAGAGAUGCAACAGAGAAUGUUUGAUAACAUAAUCAUAUAUAAGCUGGCGUUCAUCUGAUGAUCAACUACUUGGGGGGACUGUGCAGUAUAUCAAGAGGUCCUCUUUUCUUUAUUCUGUGAUGCAAUUUUGUUUUGCACAUUCCUUAUGAGUUACAAAAAUGUUGCUUCAUUUGUGCCCUUUGCAGCAUUAUUGUGGAUUUAUUUGUAUACAGCCCAAGAUAUAUAGAGUCCAAUUUCCUCCCAAGUUUCUC
Molecule: messenger RNA, 1292 nt
Organism: Cucurbita pepo subsp. pepo (vegetable marrow)
Lineage: Eukaryota; Viridiplantae; Streptophyta; Magnoliopsida; Cucurbitales; Cucurbitaceae
Product: rhomboid-like protein 19
Biological process (GO): retrograde vesicle-mediated transport, Golgi to endoplasmic reticulum
Cellular component (GO): membrane; Golgi apparatus
Source: RefSeq, a predicted model, not a curated record